This is a messenger RNA of Ceratotherium simum simum (southern white rhinoceros), 1258 nucleotides long. RefSeq names its product family with sequence similarity 151 member B (gene FAM151B). The record is from RefSeq and is a predicted model, not a curated record. NCBI's taxonomy places the organism in Eukaryota, Metazoa, Chordata, Mammalia, Perissodactyla, Rhinocerotidae.
CACGCCACCUGCGACGGGUCAGGCGGCGCCCCCCGCUCAGCGCCUGCGCGGACUGCGGGCGUCCGUCACCAUGACAGCGACCGCGGGCGGCCCGGGAUCUUGGAGUGAAAAUAUACUGGAAUAUUUUCUGAGAAAUAACCAGAUCACAACAGAAGAUGGCGCCCAGAUCACCUGGUACCAUGCAGCUAACCACAAGGCACAAGUGAAGGCAGCACUGAAAAGUACUGCGCACAUGAUAGAGGCUGAUGUCCUUCUUCCAGGUGAUGGAUCAGAACCUGGCCAACCAAUCAUGGCCCAUCCUCCUGAAACUCACAGUGAUAACACUCUACAGGAAUGGCUGGCUGAAGUGACGAAGAGCAAUAAAGGCAUCAAGCUGGAUUUCAAGAGUCUGGCAGCUGUAGAACCAUCCAUGAUGCUCUUGGAAAAUGUGAAGAGGCAUCUGAAGCGUCCUGUGUGGAUUAAUGCUGAUAUUCUUCCUGGUCCAAAUGCAAAUAGCAGAGUAGUGGAUGCAAAACCUUUUAUAGAAACUGUGACAUCCUUCUUUCCAGAUGUGACACUUUCCCUGGGUUGGACAACAGGAUGGCAUCCUGAGAAAGUCAAUGAAGGUUACAGUUGGACAAUGGUGAAAGAGAUGGAAUAUAUAUGUAAUGAGCUAAAUCAGCCUGUAACAUUUCCUGUCAGAGCAGCAUUGGUCAGGCAGUCUUGUUCUCAGUUACACUGGCUGUUAAAGAAGUCAAAUAGGUACAGCCUGACUAUUUGGACUGGAAAAAAUGAUAACUAUUCCCUUGAAGAUUUACUUUGUAUUAGAGACCAUUUUGACAAAAAACAAGUUUUCUAUGACAUCUUGGAACCACAAAACCAGGAGUUUAAACGAGCCGUUGGAAUCGAAGUUAAUCUCUAAGAAGAUUCUUCUAAAUUAUUUCAUGUUUUGGUUUCAUAACCCUUCUCUGCUUUGGUCUGAAUUAAUUACCAUAUAAGUUAUGAUGAUUGAUUUAGGCUCCAGUUCAUCCAAUCAAAAAACGCUUAUUGAGUGCUUACUUGAUUAGGCAUAUGUCCUUAUAAUCCUGUACUUAGCUAAAAGAUUUGGAAAGAAGAGAUUUCAGUGGGCCUCGUCUAAUAAUAAUUUAGGGAAAUGAUGCUUUAAAACCCUUUAUAAGAAAUAAUUUUGAUAUACUGAAGAUAAUUGAAAGAAUCCAUGUGUCAUACAUAAUACAGGUAUAAAUCAUAUUUUGUUGGCAUUUGCUUCAGAGAUUCCACA